Salpingoeca rosetta is the source of this 1965-nucleotide messenger RNA. RefSeq lists its product as uncharacterized. The record is from RefSeq and is a predicted model, not a curated record. Gene Ontology annotation, cellular component: Holliday junction resolvase complex; nucleus. Gene Ontology annotation, molecular function: crossover junction DNA endonuclease activity; 3'-flap endonuclease activity; DNA binding. Gene Ontology annotation, biological process: resolution of meiotic recombination intermediates; mitotic intra-S DNA damage checkpoint signaling; DNA catabolic process. Bases 88 to 1965 code for a protein of 625 amino acids. NCBI's taxonomy places the organism in Eukaryota, Choanoflagellata, Craspedida, Salpingoecidae. The transcript has 11 exons.
GUCUGCUUGUCUGCUUGUCUGCUUCGCUCGCUCGCUGCCGCUGUUCGUGUCUCGCACUUCCCCUCCCCACUUACCGCAGUUGCAGCCAUGGCUUCGCGGCAGCGAAGGGACAUGCGGUGGGAGCUGCAGCAGUGCUUGGCUUCCUACAUGCGAUACUUACUUAAAGCAAGACACAGUCGAGACCGAGGCAUAUCGCUGUGCAGAGCACUCACUCAUUUGUCAUUGCUAUCAAUGGAAUGGCCCAUCCGCGCCCCAGAUGACCUGACCUGCGUUCCAGGCUUGGGAUCAACCUGGGUAUCUGUGGCCAAGGGUCAGCUGAAGAAGCGCAAGUACAAGCCGCCUUCAAGUGACGACAAGCCGUUUGUGCUGGCGGCUCCAGCAAUGCUGGUUGCGCUGUUGGAGGCGCAGGAGGAAGGGAUUGCAGGGACAGAUGAAGACGCCAACUACAUUGUCGAAGGGGACACAGUGCUGGUGCCCGUCAAAGAGAUUGUGCGACGCGCAGCACCGUUGUGCGACGAGCACAUGCCAGAUCUCACGCAACUGCCGAACAUUACGCAACUCCCAGCCAAGCGUGCAAAGCGGAGUGAUCCGACCCAAGACGAUGCGUUGCUCACAGCAUCCACGGCGCUGCGGCGGCUGGACAAUCUCGUGUCGAUGGGAUAUGUGAAGCGACGGCAGCGGCGCAGCCAACCCGUGUAUCACUUGACGGAGCUUGGAAUGCGGGGUACGCGCGUGCUCAACGCAAAGGGUGUCUACACCACGCAAUUGCUCGGCGCCACGGCCUUACGCGAGAAACUCAGACAUCUUCGCACACGCACUGCGGGCCAGUCCUCCAUCGUGUCGCCCCACUCAACCGCAGCUUCCGCCGCCACCACCACGUCCGACCGCACAUCCACUCCUGGCGACACCGCAAGCACCCCCGUCCACUCAUCUGCCCACCGUUCAAUCCCGCCGUCACGCCAGCCCCGAGGCCACCUCCACGGCAACGACACGCCCCAGCGGCGCCCUGCCGUUGUGCUGCUGGUCGACUCGCGCGAGGGCGGUGGGCGGUACCACCUGCUGAAGGAGAUGUGCGCAGCGCUGGAUCGCACCGGCGUCACGUUUAGAACGGAGGCACUGGCACUCGGCGACUACGGGUGGAAGUACCGUGGGCAAGAUGGCGGCGAGUCGAUGCUGCCUGUCCUUGUGGAGCGAAAACGCUUGGACGACCUCAGUGACAGUCUCGUUGACGGCCGAUUCGUGUCGCAGUGCACCCGUAUGAUGCAAUCGCGUGAUGCCUUUCCAAGCACACAACUCCAUUACAUUGUGGAGGGGACGUACAGUGGAUUUCGUGUCGGCACGUGCUGUGCGCGCGGGUGCAUCAGCAAACAUGGCCAGGCAACCGAGUCCGAAAUCGAAGCGAAACUGCAAGAGUUGCGCGACGAGAAGUUUACGGUGCACCGCACAACGUCAUUCCUGGAGACUGUGCACGUGCUGGCCACGCUCCACACGCAGCUCGUGUCAGAGCACAUACCGCCGAUGGCAGCAGCAGAAUCAGCUACAGGGACAGGGAUUACCAGCGCCCACAACGCAUACAACGAACCAGUCGUGAUUGACCUGACUGAUGAUGAUGGUGGUGAUGAUGACAACAGUUUUCGCUUUGGUGAUAACAAUGACGAUGAUGAUGAUGAUGAUGAUGAUGGGUGGGGCGAUGAAAGUGUAAUGGAAGCAGUUGCAGCGGAGAGCAGCGUUGUUGGAGUGAAUGACUCGUUGUCUUAUGUCCAUCACGAUGCACGAGAACACCAUCGUGAUGACAAUUGGCACAACGACAGCGUCAAUGCUUAUGCGAAUGAUGAUGCUGAUGAUGAUGAUGCUGAUGAUGAUGAUGAUGAUGAUGAUGAUGAUUUGGUCGUGCUGGAAGAAGUGCAGACCUCUCACAGCCACGACAUCUUCGCACAGUUUGGAAGUACGCGAAAGCUCUCAUAG